AUGGCCUCUGGAACUUCUCUGUCUCUCAAAUCCCUUUGUGGUCCUCUUCCCACUGCCCCAAUUGAUCGUUCUCUGACGAGAAAUUUCCCAGGGAGUUUAAGAUGCAAUAGUUUCGGUCCUUGGAGGGACACUUUCAGAAUGAGUGGGAAGAGAUUUGAAAUAAGUUGCACAAAAGACAAGGGUAUGGAUGGUAUUGCGGAGUGUUUGAAUGAUGUAAAUGUCGAAGGUGGGAUGCUCGUGGAACCUAGUGUCUCCACGGUUCUGAUGAAUUUCACCAAUGAAUUUGAUCCUUAUGAUGCUUUAAGUACUCCUCUGUACCAGACAUCAACUUUCAAGCAGCCCUCAGCAACAGAAUAUGGCCCUUACGACUAUACAAGAAGCGGUAACCCUACUAGAGAUGUUUUAGAAAGACUCUUGGCUAAGCUUGAUAAAGCAGACCGAGCAUUAUGCUUUACGAGUGGAAUGGCGGCUUUGUCAGCUGUUACCCAUCUUAUUGGAUCUGGUGAGGAGAUUGUUGCUGGAGACGACAUGUAUGGUGGCUCAGAUCGGCUGUUAUCGCAAGUAAUUCCCAAGUCAGAGAUUGUAGUCAAGCGUGUUGAUACCACUAAGUUAGAUGAGGUUGCCUCUGCAAUGAACUCCAGGACUAAGCUUGUGUGGGUGGAGAGUCCUACCAACCCUCGUCAACAGAUAUCUGACAUUCGUAAACUAGCUGAUAUCGCCCAUGCUCAUGGGGCUCUUCUAUUGGUCGACAACAGCAUUAUGUCCCCGGUCUUAUCUCAACCCCUGCAACUUGGGGCAGAUAUUGUGAUGCAUUCUGCAACAAAAUUUAUUGCGGGCCACAGUGAUGUGAUGGCUGGUGUACUUGCUAUUAAAGGAGAAAGCCUGGCAAGGAGUUUGUACUUUCUACAAAAUGCAGAAGGUGCAGGACUGGCUCCAUUUGACUGCUGGCUCUGUUUAAGAGGCAUAAAGACAAUGGCAGUGCGAGUCAAGAAACAACAGGAUAAUGCUCAAAAAAUAGCCGAGUUUCUUUCCUCACAUCCACGAGUGAAGAAGGUCAACUAUGCUGGUCUUCCUGCACAUCCUGGGUACUCUUUACACUAUUCUCAGGCGACUGGUGCAGGGUCUGUCCUCAGUUUCUUGACAGGCUCACUAGCUCUCUCUAAGCAUGUAGCUGAGACAACAAAGUACUUCAGUGUUACUGUCAGUUUUGGAAGUGUGAAAUCCCUCAUUAGCUUGCCAUGCUUCAUGUCCCAUGCUAGCAUACCUGCACAAGUUCGUGAAGCAAGGGGUUUGACCGAGGACCUUGUCCGUCUUUCUGUGGGAAUAGAAGAUGUCGACGAUUUGAUUGCUGAUCUAGACCAUGCACUCAGAACUGGACCUGAAGCUGUUUGA
Molecule: messenger RNA, 1392 nt
Organism: Oldenlandia corymbosa var. corymbosa
Lineage: Eukaryota; Viridiplantae; Streptophyta; Magnoliopsida; Gentianales; Rubiaceae
Source: the annotation of a GenBank genome assembly